Penicillium alfredii is the source of this 855-nucleotide messenger RNA. RefSeq lists its product as uncharacterized. The record is from RefSeq and is a predicted model, not a curated record. Bases 1 to 855 code for a protein of 284 amino acids. NCBI's taxonomy places the organism in Eukaryota, Fungi, Ascomycota, Eurotiomycetes, Eurotiales, Aspergillaceae. The transcript has a single exon.
AUGCCCCAGAGCCUUGUUCUCGGAACGCCUUUCUUUCCACUCGAAUCAGUUCGACUGGGUAGACUAGUGCUCAACAUCAAAGAGCCCCAGCAAGACUACUUCGACCCACCGUGCCAGAGGAGCGAGGAUGCCUCGGUUCAAGAACACGAGGGAUACGGUGGUGUCGACAAUACUGGAAGCAAUCGAGAUUUCGUGUCGCUCUUAACCCGCCUUGUAGCCGCUUCCCAUAUCAAGCGCAUGCGCACGUCAACUCAAGUUUCGACCCCGCGGGCAAGGACCUACCAACUGCGCAACUCUGGGGUGUGGUUUCGACGUGCAUUGGAGGCCGAGGCCACACGAGACUGGGUUGAAGAAGCCGUUGACCAGGGGGACGAAGUGUAUCUCAUUGUCGGAUACCACACGUUCCAGGAUGCCCGUUUCAUGGAGCAUGCGGUCGAGAUGAGUGAAUCAUUCGCCCAGCUCAACCUCCCGAUUAACGCUGCAAUGCCGGGGAUCGGAGGCAGCGGGGCGGGGCUGGGCGCUAGUAUUGUCGGUGGUGAUAUUAGUGAUCCUGCAAUAUCUGGUUGUCAACAGUCAGCUCGCUCUUUGCAAAAACAUUUCGUGGCGACGGGAGAACAAGUCGUGGCGAUCCAGUACCGGCGCCUGCGGUUCCGGUGGUAUUCCAGUCGGAAUCUUGACAGGGCGGCAUUGGAAAAGAACCGCUGGCAUACUCGCUGGAAUAUGCGUGGGGAGCAAGACAAUGCGGUUGACGACGUCCUGGAGGCAGAUUUAGAGGAUGGGCCGGCACUGAAAGACCUGCCCUAUCAAGAGAGGGUUGACGUACAUGCUGUAGAAGACUGGGAGGUGUACUUGUAA